AUGCAAAAUGAGAUAAUCGAACUCAGUGAUUCAGACAGUGAUAUCAAUAGUAAAAGUAUUCGCCCGCUGGUGAAGGAGGAGUCCACUGUGACAGAAAUAUCGCACCGCAAUUCCGAAGUAGCUAUCCUGAAGGUAAAGCUGACAGCCCAAAGCAAGCUCGUUGCGGACCAGGGCAAGGAGUUAAAUAAACUCCGCAAGCAAAACAAGCAGUUCAAGAACGAACGAGAUAUUCAGACUGCCGAGAUCACAGGCCUUCAAGACGAGUUGAAGAAUAUCUUGCGGCAGCUCGAUGACGAGACGGUCAAAAAUCUCAAUUUCAAUAUGAUUGAGCUAAAUAGCUUGAAGUCGAAUGUUGUCAUGCCAAAUGGGACUGCUGCUGAAGUUAUGUGGAAUCAGGACGUUGAUCAAGACAUGUCCGACAGCUUCGCAUCCAACCGUCCUAUACCCAAAGAUGAGCCCCAAAACGCAGUAUCGACGCAGCCCCAAACACCCAACGCUUCUGGAUCUAGUUUUACUGCCAUAAAAUCAGAGCCAGAAGGCCCGAAAAUUGCCGUUGUUAUUAAGUCCGAACUUGAACACGAACCUGAUCUGAACGCCCAUGUUACGUUUAUCAAGAGCGAGGACGGGAAGUUCGACAUCUGGAAUCUUGAGCACCUUCAUCUUGGACCUCCAGUUUCCGUAGAAAAGAGGUUUCAUGUUGGAUUCAGGCGUUCUGUAAUCAGCAACGCUCUUGGGGGAAAUUGGCAAAACACAUUCGUCAACUGGCAAGGUCCGACUAGCAAAUUGAAUAGGACCCCCUACAUGGCCCUUAAACGAUCCUGGAAUCCGUAUCUGCCGCUCGUUCCCGGAGAGCACGGUGUCGUAUUUUGCGGGGUGAAGGAAUUUGAUGAUGGCACGCUCAUUACUGGAUCAGUCGACAUUGUGGUAUCCAGCAAAGCAAAUGAAUGGGUGUACUUUGGUUCGUACGAGACCUCUCGGUCAGGUGAGAUCACACCUCACCAACUUCACCUGCUCCCUCCCCUGGUCGUACGAACAUGGGUGGAGGGAACUCUGAAGUCUGUGUGGGGAAGGAAUUGGGUCGAAGCGACGAAUGCUGAGCUCGUGGACAAAGGGGGUGAAAUUCACCUCAUCGAGCAUACGACACAAGGUCUUCGGGAGGCACUCAGUGAUGGAAGGCUCGUGAUUGGCUUCACUGUCAUGAAAUGCGUUGGAUAUCGUGCAGAGUGGUUCGAUCAGUUUUUGCAUUACCAAGCACAUCCAAAGCCCCCAACAACACAGAAAAGAAAGGAAGGAACCUUGGGAGCCAAAAAACCUUCUGCAAAAAGGGUGAAAGGGAGCACGCGCCAGAGAGAGGUGUCAUCUGAAAGUGACGGUGACGAAGACGAGUUUUCUGAGGUAGAGGACAAGAUGAAAGUACAUUUGGGUUCAGCCUCGCCGGGCACGAGGAAGAGUAGUCGCCUUUCUGCAAAAUUAGUUGGACACUCGCGGGCUCAGGAGGUCAAGUUGCUCUUGAUGAGCAACAAGCUCUUUGCGACGUCACGCGACUGGGGUAUGUUGGAGAAGGAGAUUGGCGAAGUCGUCGAGGAGUAG
This is a messenger RNA of Suillus plorans, 1590 nucleotides long. RefSeq lists its product as uncharacterized. Bases 1 to 1590 code for a protein of 529 amino acids. Lineage: Eukaryota; Fungi; Basidiomycota; Agaricomycetes; Boletales; Suillaceae. The transcript is spliced from 6 exons. The record is from RefSeq and is a predicted model, not a curated record.